AUGUCGACCACGCGCAAGGACAUCGUAAUUGUUGGCGGCGGAGGCGCGGGCUUGAUGCUCGCGCGCACGCUCCUCUCUCGCCUCGACCCCAGGAAGCACUCGCUCACUCUGAUCAACCCUCGUCCGUUCUACGUCCACCUCCCGCGCACUGUGCGCAUGGCAGUCGACGGCUCUGGACACUCUGAGAGGCGCGUUCUGCGCUCUCUGUACGACGAGUUCCGCGGCGUUAGCCCGGACUUCGCGAAGCUCAAGCUCGGCUGGGUCGCGCGUCUCGAGGGAAAGGCAUACAAGAAGGGCGGAUAUGCCGUGCUCAGCAACGAGGAACGGGUGCACUAUGAUAUCCUCGUUCUUGCACCAGGCAUGCGCCUCGACGAUCCGCUCGCGUAUCCCGAUUCGAUGGCGGGUGCCACCGCGUACAUCGACCAGUGGCGGGCCAAGUUUAAAAACGCGAAGCACAUUGUAUUCGGUGGAGGAGGUCCUGUCAGCGUUGAGAUUGCGGGAGAGAUCAAGAGUCUGUAUCCUGACAAGAGUGUCACCAUUGUACAGAGCCGCUCGCUCCCGUUCAACAGCGUCUACAACGACUCCUUCCGCAAGCGUGCCCUCAAAGUCUGCCAGUCCAUCGGCAUUGAGUUCGUUCUUGAGGACUACCUCGACGCGACUGAGCCUACCAACGGCACGGUCACGACCCGCAAGGGCAAGAUCCUCCCCGCGGAUGUAGUGGUUCACGCCACAGGAGGUACACCUGCGACGGACUUUGCCCGCUCCUUAGGCCCGACGGCGGUCAGCGAGCGCGGGAUGAUACCCGUUGCAUCGACCCUCGAGCUACCCGACUUCCCCGGCGUAUUCUGCAUCGGAGACGUCGUCGACAAUGCCGAGCGCAACAGGCUCAAGAAGUACAAGAAGCAUGUAUCUGUCGUGACGGACAAUCUUCUUGCUCGUCUGGACCACAAGGCGCCGAACAAGGAGUAUGGUGGCUCGGACGAGACGAUUAGCAUCUCCAUUGGCAAGGGCCACAAAGUCAAGUAUAUUGACGCCUUUGGCGGCAUUGUGCGGUCGAAGUGA
This is a messenger RNA of Peniophora sp. CBMAI 1063, 1062 nucleotides long. The record is from the annotation of a GenBank genome assembly. NCBI's taxonomy places the organism in Eukaryota, Fungi, Basidiomycota, Agaricomycetes, Russulales, Peniophoraceae.